CGCAAUAUUUUCUUUACCGUAGCUGCAUGGGUCCCACCACCAUCAAACUCCAUCUCUCUCUCAAACUGCCAUGUUUUUUGGUUUUCCGCUUUCACCUUCUAUUCUCCGACCCCAACACCCACUGAUUGGAGUAACUGCCUUUGGUGGGUGAAAUGCAAGCUGUGGAGAGGAUAGGGAGCUUUAUCACCCGCGGAGUUUCGACUGUUUCAAUGCCGUUCAUCCCUUAUGGUGGUGCUGUGGACAUUGUUGUAGUUCAACAAAAAGAUGGCAGCUUCAAGUCCUCUCCUUGGUUCGUUCGUUUCGGGAAACUCCACAGGGUUCUCAAGGCUGAUGAGAAGAAGGUUAGCAUCAGUGUCAAUGGAUCCGAAGCCGGUUUCCACAUGCACAUGAACCAUAAAGGGGAAGCCUUCUUUUUGAGGGAUACACAUUGUGAACAACAAGGGGAUGAAGAUUCCGGAUCUAGCGAAUCAUCAUCGUCCGGCGAAGAUGCUGAUGUUGUCCUACCAUGGGGCAGGAAGAGAAAUUUCAAGUCAAAAAGUUGCAAGUUUGAUCCGGAUGGAUCAUUUGUAGCUGAUAUGAAUGCCUUAAACAAUGAUAAGAUUGUGGACAGGACUAAUUCUCGCGGAUCCCGGCUAUUUAGGCUUGUGUUGGGGCAAAGGUCCUUCAAUGGGGAAGUUGAUGAAGAUGCAGAAGACUUAUUGGAACGUGCUGAGAUUGCAGCCAACCUUUUGGACCUCAAGUGGUCUACGAAUCUGAAAUUCGACCAGCUACCUCGUCGAGAAAGAAAGAACACUAGGGGUGGUACCUUGGAGAAUGGUUUACAUUCAUCUAAGGUUGAUGAUUUGCAUGCUCAGCAAAGGGAUUGUUCUCAUAGUGUCCUUGAUAUGUUUGAUGUUGCGGACUUUGAAAAGCUACCUAAAUUUCAAAAAUCUCGCACCAUUAGUGUAUAUCGGCCACAUCGAAAAGCCAACAAGGUUAGGGCAGAUACCCCAACAUCUGAACAGCUAGCAUCCUUGAAUCUGCAGGAAGGAAGGAACUUGGUAACCUUUCGUUAUUCGACAGCUAUGUUGGGGACACAGAAGAUUGAUGCUCGGAUAUAUUUGUGGAAAUGGAACACCCGAAUAGUGAUAUCGGAUGUGGAUGGAACAAUUACAAGGUCUGAUGUUCUAGGUCAGGUCAUGCCUUUAGUCGGAAUCGAUUGGUCACAAACCGGUGUUGCACAUUUAUUCUCUGCUAUCCAGGAUAAUGGAUACCAACUACUUUUUCUUAGUGCUCGUGCAAUUUCUCAAGCCUGCCACACCAGACGAUUCCUAUUCAACCUUAAACAGGAUGGGAAAGUAUUACCAGAUGGUCCGGUCGUCAUUUCCCCGGACGGACUUUUUCCUGCUCUGUAUCGAGAAGUUAUCCGGAGAGCUCCUCAUGAAUUCAAAAUUGCAUGCUUAGAGGAAAUAAGGGCACUUUUCCCUCCUGAUUGCAAUCCAUUCUAUGCUGGUUUCGGAAAUAGGGAUACUGAUGAACUCAGCUACCUUAAGGUUGGAAUCCCUAAAGGAAAAAUCUUCAUAAUCAAUCCCAGGGGAGAGAUUGCUGUAAAUUGUUUCGACGCGCAAUCAUAUCCUUCUCUUCAUGCCGUUGUAGAUGGAAUAUUCCCCCCGACAGACUCGUCUGAGCAGGAGGAUUUCAAUUCAUGGAACUGUUUGCGGUUGCCCUCGGUGUCAUAAAUCUUAGCAGAAUUAAAUCUCUGUCUAGUUGUGGCUGUGCUGCUUCAGGAAUUGUACAGGUGAAUCUGUAGCUAUGGCCAAUGACCACAGCAUUGUAAAGAUAUAUGGAUUGAUUUGUUGGCACUUAUCAACACUCCAUGGAUGGGAGAUUUGUGAAGAAGAGAGGAGGAAGUGUCUUCUAACCAAUAAGUUCUUCUAACCAAUGUCACUAUCAAGCACAGCAUAUAGUAUUAGAAAGGGGGGAAACAAUAGUGAGAAGAGAGGAGGAAGUUUCUUUUGUUUCUUCUAUAUUGUACUAUGCUCCACUUUAUUGUGUUGAGCUAUUUUUUUCGGAAAAAAAAAGAGAGAGAGAAAAUCAGAGGAAGUGUUUUAACACCUGUUUUCUAAUUUGUGUGUGAUUUUUUGACAUAAUUUUUUUUUCUUUUUUGUUAUGUAAAUCAACAUUUAUAUGUAUCAUUUAUGAAAGUGCAGGCUGUAUUUUUGGCAAGUUGCCUG
Molecule: messenger RNA, 2213 nt
Organism: Arachis stenosperma
Lineage: Eukaryota; Viridiplantae; Streptophyta; Magnoliopsida; Fabales; Fabaceae
Product: phosphatidate phosphatase PAH2-like
Exons: 12
Coding region: 153-1718 (521 amino acids)
Molecular function (GO): phosphatidate phosphatase activity
Source: RefSeq, a predicted model, not a curated record